AUGGUGCAACGGCUGCAAGAGCGUCUCGGUGAGCGCAAUGCGAAGGUCAAGAUGGCCUGCCUUGAGUUCAUACAGCCGGACCUGCCGCAAGCAGUCGGAUCGCUGGUAUCCGAGGGCCGCACUUCCAUAACUGUGAUGCCAUUCCUGCUGGGGCAGGGAACGCAUACCAACGAUGACCUGGAAGAGGAGAUUGCGCGUUCGCUGGAGGCGUAUCCACAGGCGCGAAUCAAGGCAUCCGAGGUAUUCGGCUCGGACCCGGCGCUGGUGGAGAUUGUGGUGGAGCGGGUACAUGAGCACAGCGCAUCGCUGAAUGGCAAGUCAGGAAAUGCUCCAAAGGGCGUAAUGCUGGUCAAGGCGGGGACGCGCUCGGCUGCGGAGGACCAUCUAUGGCUGUACCAGAUGGGACGCAUGCUGGAGGAGCGGCUUGGCGCGGGCUACGCCGUGGCGGUGGCGCAGUCUCACUUCGGCUCUCCGACGAUGGAAGAGGCUGCUGCCGAACUGGUGGAAAAGCAGGGAGUGUCUGCGGUUACAUGCGUUCCCUACAUCUUCUUCCCCGGCCUUAUCCUUACGCGCAAUAUAAUAGGCGGACUAGAGGCGUUAGGACAAAAAUAUCCGGAUGUGGGAUUUGAGGUUACGCCUACUCUGGGCGUCGAAGACGGCCUCGUGGAAUUGACGGCGCGGCGUAUCCUUGACGCAUCACACGAUUAG
Molecule: messenger RNA, 708 nt
Organism: Geodia barretti
Lineage: Eukaryota; Metazoa; Porifera; Demospongiae; Tetractinellida; Geodiidae
Source: the annotation of a GenBank genome assembly